GUUCGAGCAUCGUCGAGCCGCGGACUCACACGUGAUAUUGCCGUGCGGGAGUGCGCGCCUCGUUUUAGACGCGCGGCGACAUUAGACUUCCUGUUGGUCGCCUGCCGCCCGAGCGGAGCGAAGCGUCGGGGCGAUAACACGCGCGGACCGCUGGAAAAACGUCGCGAGAUGCGGCUCUCCUCGAGAGAGGUAACUCUCCGUGUCCUUGUUUUUAAAUCGCUCGCUCGGCGAGUAGUUUCGAGUCGUACGGAGUCACUCGUCGUUUUAAGAAAUUAGAAAGACGUGUUAUUGCAAUAUUGAUGCAAUAUUGAUAACGCUACCAAUUGUGCAAUUGUUGAGAAUGUUCUCUUAAAGAGAGUUUCUUUUGAUUUUUUUAAGCAUUGCGCAUAAUAAUAUUAUGCGCGGAGAUCUCUGUGCUCUUGGACACAGAUAUAUCCUAAAAUCGUUUCGUAAGAGAACAGCUUUCAAGGAUCAAAGAUAAUUUGUCCAGCGGUGAUUUGACACGUUGUCGAGGACACGAUAUGGCGGUCGACAUUUUGGACAAGGAUCAUCUCGCCGUGAGCGCGAUCGUGACCGUCGGUAUGCAGCUCAUUUUCUUCACGAUAGCGGCCACCUUCCAGUUGGAUAAACUGACAGACUUUGCCGGCGGCACCAACUUUAUCAUCCUCGCCCUCCUCACUUUCUUUCUCGGUCAAGUGGGCAAGACAUACGACAACCGACAAGUUAUGGUAACUGUGUUUGUGUGCCUGUGGGGUGUACGGCUUUCCGGAUACCUCUUAUAUAGAAUAAUCAAGAUUGGUCGUGACAAAAGAUUCGAUGACCGUCGUAGCAACGUGAUUCGUUUCGCCGUAUUCUGGACAUUUCAGGCGGUGUGGGUGUACGUUGUCAGUCUGCCUGUGAUAAUAAUCAAUUCUCCACGUCACAAAAUACCGCCCGCUCCGAAGACAAUGACCACACUUGACAGUGCCGGUACGGGUCUCUUUUUUAUUGGUUUACUGGCCGAAACCUACGCCGACCUGCAAAAAUUUGCCUUCAAACAGGAUCCAGUCAAUAAUGGCAAAUGGUGUAACGAUGGACUUUGGAGGCUCUCACGGCAUCCAAAUUAUUUCGGCGAAAUCGUUGUCUGGUGGGGGAUCUUCAUAAUAUCCUUAAACGUUAUUGAAGGAGUGGAGUGGGUAGCUAUCGCUUCCCCGAUCUUCACAACGUUUAUUAUUUUGUUCCUAUCGGGGAUGCCAUUAUUGGAAAGAGCGUCAGAUGAGCGUUACCGGGAUAAUGCGGAAUAUCGCUACUACAAGCAGUCCACGUCACCGCUGAUACCGAUACCACCGGCUAUCUACGUCGAAGUGCCACGUUUCCUCAAGUUCAUCUUGUGUUGUGAAUUUCCCCUGUACGACUCCUUGGAUGUGAGACCACGAUCGGCCGUCACCGAAUCAACGUCCAUCAGCCUUGCCGCGUCCACGUAGCUAUAGCCACACGCCGGACGUUCAACUUCCGAGUCCGGCGUGCAAUUGACGGCUACGACAGCUACGACCAGCACAGCCUUCUAAGUGUUACUUCACCUCUCAGUGGCCCCCGUCUGUCCGGGAAAUACUAUCUCGACGACCAAAUCAUAUAAUUUCCAAUGUCCUCUUGAAUCGAUAUUGGUAUUUCAUAAAAGACGUAUUUCGUACGCAAAUCUGCUUGAUCAAGCACAACAAAUUUGAUAUGCGGGCACUGUUUCGGAUAGGUCACUCUACAAGAUGGAAAGGCUUAAGACAAAGUAUUAUUAUUUUUGUAACGAAAAGUCCUUUUUGGCGAGAAGCGUAAACGGUACCGGCGACUUUUUGUAUAGGAUCGAACAGUGAAUGCGAGAAAAAGAAAUAAUUAUUUUUGUAGCGAUGUUAUAUGGAUAUCAAUAUAAAAAAAAAAAAUAGUUUGUUGACCAAUUUGCAAGCAUCGUUCCUAUACGACAAGUCAUCAAUAGUGAUUUCAUUAGCAGUUUGAUAGCGAUUUCGUUUCAUUGCACGUAUUUAAUUUAAUUUCUUGAUUUAAAUAUAGAAUUGACUUAGAGAUCAAUAUAUGAUAAUUUAUACAUUCAAAGUAAUAUUUAGAUUUUAAGAGAAAAGCCGUAUAAAAAGUGUAUCUUGAAUUGUAUAAAUGAAUAAUAUUAUAUUGUUCUAAAAGUGUAGUUCUUGCCAAAGUAAAUUAGGCUGUCGUUAUCCAUGUUUGUCGUUAAUAAAAAAUAUGUGUCAAAUAUUAUAGAAACAAAAUUUGAAGAGAUUCGAAUGUACAUGACAUGUAUUGGAUAAAACGACAUAGUACGUUUUUAAAACUAAUAGUAAUUUCUGAAAUCAAUCUGUAUGCGAUCGAAAAAGAUUUGAUAUUGUAUGCAUUUGUUAAAGACAAAAUAAUUGGCAGAAACAGAGAAUGAAAUGAGAAAAAGAAUUAUAUGUAUAGUAUAUCUUAAUUCUUGCAACUAGUUACGAGAAAUAAGCAAUAUUUAUCGCCAAAGACACAUCAAUAGUGAAAUGUAAUAAAAUUAUCAGUUAUCUCGUCAUGAUCGCUAUCCAUUCCAUUUUUUAAUUCAUUAUAUAGGAUGCUUGCGAAGAGAAAUUUUAGACGCAAUACAAAUGUGAUACAUUUACAUGUAUGAUUCUUGUCCUGUGGCUUUCAAUUGAAUUAUUGAAUUGUAGCAAUAUUAAACAUAUCUCUGUACGAAAUAGAACGUCCUUAAAAUAUGAGAUAUCUGAAAAAAAAAAAUUAUAAACGAAUCUAUAAAACAUAUAUAGAAAUAGUGAAAAUUGAUGCGAAUGGAACGCGGAUCCCUUACGAAUAAAUGAUUCAAAUGUUAUUUCUCUCUACUUCACUGUUAUGUAAGAAUCUUCAAAGUUUAGAUAAUAAAUAGUGUAUCUAAUAAUAGAUAAUGAUUAAUUCUCCUGAUUUAUACUUAUUGACUGUAUGUAGACCUUCCUUUCAACAUUAUGUAUUGUACAAUAUGGUGACAUGAAACACAAAUUAUAUCAAUAUAUAUAAUGUCGUUUAAGUAAAGAGAGAUUGGACAAUGGAUCGCGCAAUAAACAUUGGCAAAUUUCGUAAAUUUCACUUUAUAUUUAUAAACACAUUUUAUUUGUUCGUAUGUAUAUCGUUAAUAAAUGGUGAUAUAAUAAUGACAAUGAAAUGUAUAGCGCCGAGCAUAAAACGAGCAGUCAUAUUAUAAUUAUUAAUAUUCCUCUUAUAAUAAUCUUACUGUAUUGGGUGGGCCUAUAUAUCUACUGUGCUUGCAACGUUAUGGUCUUGUCCAAAUGUUUCUUUCAUUCUCUAAUUUAUAUUAUUUAUACGUACGUAAUAAUCCAUAAUAAUAUGUAACCACAGGUGAAAACAUAUGCGUCGUUCUAUAGGUAUAAACAGCAUCAUCCACUAAUCUUUUUUCCAUUUUUUCCUUUACGCGUGUGUAUAUAUGUGUAUAUGUGUGUGUGUGUGUGUGUAUGCUUGAUCAUAAUCGUUAUUAAUAUAAUAUAGUAAGUUACUUAAAUUGUAAUAUAUCUUCGUGUCUUCGUGGAAUAUGUUCAGCUGCCGUAGAAAAACUACUGCAGCUGCUACACAUUUUGUUCGUAGAAAAACUUCAAUUCCCAUUAUACAUCAAAUGUCGAUUUUCGAUGCGUGAAAGACACUUUGUAUUACGCAAGGAAAUUUCAUUAUCAUUUCUUAACACGUUCGAAAAAUCGUAUCAAUAAAAUACGUGGGCAGCACAGUGUUUUGAGUACCAAAGGAAAAGAGAUCAAAACAUUACCUGUGCCUCUUCGCUACAAGAGAGAAAGAAGAAAAAAAAAAAAAA
Formica exsecta is the source of this 3814-nucleotide messenger RNA. RefSeq lists its product as uncharacterized. The coding region runs from base 522 to 1463 and encodes 313 amino acids. The record is from RefSeq and is a predicted model, not a curated record. Gene Ontology annotation, cellular component: membrane. NCBI's taxonomy places the organism in Eukaryota, Metazoa, Arthropoda, Insecta, Hymenoptera, Formicidae. The transcript is spliced from 6 exons. Gene Ontology annotation, biological process: lipid metabolic process. Gene Ontology annotation, molecular function: oxidoreductase activity, acting on the CH-CH group of donors.